GCUGCCUGCUCGGCGGCUGGGCAUGGCCCGGCGCUAGCGGGGAGAGGGGCGCCGGUGGGACCGGCCGCCGCCGCCGCCGCCAUGGGGCGGUACUCGGGGAAGACGUGCCGGCUCAUCCUCAUGCUGGUGCUCACCGUCGGCUUCUUCGUGGCCGAGCUGGCGUCGGGCUACCUGGGCAACUCCAUCGCGCUGGUGUCCGACUCCUUCAACAUGCUCUCGGACCUCAUCUCCCUCUGCGUGGGCCUCUCCACCGGGCUCAUAGCCCGCCGCAGCCGCCGGGGCCCCCGCGCCACCUACGGCUACAGCCGCGCCGAGGCGGUGGGGGCCCUCAGCAACGCCGUCUUCCUCACCGCCCUCUGCUUCACCAUCUUCGUGGAGGCCAUCCGCCGCCUCGCCCGGCCCGAGCCCAUCGACGACGCCCGGCUGGUGCUCAUCGUCGGCACCCUCGGCCUUGCCGUCAACCUCGUGGGGCUCCUCGUCUUCCAGGACUGGGGCGCCUGCUGCCGUCGCCGUCGCCCGCCCGCCCUGCCGCCCGCCGCCGCCGCCGCCGUGCUGCGGGCCGUGCCCGGCGGCACCCCGACGGGGGAGGCGGAUGAAGCAGGUGAUUCACCAAAUGACCAAAAAAGCCCUGAAGAGGGGUCUGAGAAGAAAAAAGAGAGAAAGUCUGAAGCCUUGAACAUCAGAGGUGUUCUUUUGCAUGUUAUGGGAGAUGCACUUGGAUCUGUGGUCGUGGUAGUUGCUGCUACAAUCUUCCAUGUACUUCCUCUGGGGAAUGCUCCGUGUAACUGGCAGUGCUACAUCGAUCCAAGCCUGACAAUAAUUAUGGUGUUCAUCAUCUUGUCUUCUGCAUUCCCACUUAUCAAGGAGACCUCAAUUAUUUUGUUGCAGAUGGUUCCCAAAGGUGUUAAUAUGCAGCUACUGACUGACAGACUAGCUCGUGUACCGGGGGUUAGCAGCCUUCAUGAGGUGCAUGUUUGGGAGCUUGCAGGUGGGAAGAAUAUUGCUACUCUUCAUAUCAAGUGCCAAACCCCUACUGAUUACCAAGAUGCUGCUUAUAAAAUUCGGAAGGUUUUCCAUGAAGCAGGGAUCCAUUCUGUGACCAUCCAGCCCGAGUACAUUGACCACAAGACCUCCCAGCUACUGUGCAGCUCACCCUGCAUCUCAAAAGCUUGUGACUCUCAGCUGUGCUGCAGUCAGCGGGAGCCCCCCCUGGCUAAAACUAAUGGCUAUACUGAGAAAAACGAUAGUUGCCUUUCUGAACUGCAUAAAGACAAUGGUUCAAGUAAAAACGAUAUUGAAAUCCCUAUCGAGUACCCACUGGCAGAGGAUAGCAUUAAAAAUGUUAAAAAUUGUGACAUGUCUGAUGAGAAAUCACAGUUGAGCCGUACACGACUUUAGGCAAUUCCCUCUACUCUGCGUAAUGUUUUCAUAGAACAAAUGUGUCCUGGCUGGGAAGGGGGUCAUUGGUGGUUGUAGCUGAAGUUGGUGUGGCAAAAAGAUUUCUGUGCUUUAGCUGUAAACCAAAAUACACCUAAAACCCCCUUGUAUCUGAAAUAAGGAUUAAUAUUUCCACGAAGGGUGUUGCAUUCAUGUAAGAUUUUUUUGAUACAGCCUAACCCAGUUCCUUACCAAACUACAUGUGAAUUUCUGUUGUUAGAGUUGGUGGGGUGUAUUGCUGUCUGCACUGAUGCUUGCAGUUAAUGGCCAGUGGCACUGGGAAUGAAACUCUGGCCUUUUCUGCUGAAGUGAGCUGUUUCCUGAAAGCCCUGUGGCCAGUUAACAAUUGUACUGGGCUAAAGUACUGUAUAUUUAUAAAGGACUUCAGUAGAGAUGCUUUACUGAUUCUUAAAACCCAUUUUUGCCAUAGACAGUUCGUGUUUAACAGUAACGCUUGUGCUUCUGGCCAGUGGGGUUUGUGAAUGAAAUUAAGAGUGUCUAAGGGGGACGGGAAGCACUCAGGAAUUUUUACUUCCAUUGUUUUCUUGAUUGACUCCUGUAUUUAGGGACAGAGCGGAAGCUGGUCUUGCUUCUCAACUAGUAAUACUGGAGUCCUACCCGAAUCACAGAUAAGUAUGCUAAAGAAUAGACUUCUUGUCAUGAAAGCAAAGAAAGACUUACUAACGUUGUCUGUACUGAUUCUAGCAAAUGGAAGUGCAGGCAGUCAUCCAAUUAACUUUACCUUGUUCGCUGUUGUGAUUGUGUACAACUCAGUCUUUUUUAUUUUUUUUUUCUCCUGACAACAGAAGUUAUAAUAGCCACGGUCUUAAUUCAUCAUUGUGCAGGAUGAUUGCAGUAUCUUUAACACUGAGUGUCUGUCAUUAUUCAUGCUGAAUAAAUAAGCUAAUGUGUCUAUUAUGAACAGUUAAAAUUCUGCAGUUCUAUUAUUAAGACAAUUUAAUACAGUAUUAAUUAAGAAAGUCCCUUUAAAGUUUUAUAUGCCGUAUUUUCACUUAGAGGGAGCUUUAAAAGAAAUUACAGGGAACUUUUCCUGGUUUAAUCUCAAUUAUUUCUUGUUGGUUUGUUUUAAAGGUCUAAGCCCUCCCCUUUGCCCUCCUCCUCGUCCCCCUGCCCAAAGGUGUAUUUCCAAGUGUAUUUAGUGAAGCAGUUCCAUUAUCUUUUUGGUGCUUGCUCUUUUUGAAGGUAGGCAAGCGUGCUCUAAGGAAAACAAGAUGACGUGCCCUGUCACCAGUGCUGGAUUUAGGUCAGGUGUGUUCUCCAGGUUUCUGGGAGAGGAGACCCACUACCUAAUCCACAGUGAGUGUGGUGCUUAGCCUCACUGGCUAUGCAGACCGGAUCCAGAAGCUUUCAAAUACAUCUUGCUGUCAAAAGCAGCCUUUCAGUGGUCUGUGUGGCCUGGGCAGGCUAUUUAAUUCAUUUAUUCAUAGGGACACCUUUAUAAAAUAGUGGUGUCUUUACCUCAGUGACAGCUUAACAGAAAGGGCAAACUGAUUUCCUGCCUGGGCUGGGAAAAUACCAGGACCUCCUUGUAAAGCUGGCUUGAAAGCAGCCAACUCCUUAUUAAUAAGGAUGAUUACAUUAAGUCAAUGAAUAUUAAAACACACAGCAGGAUAUUUUGCUGCUUGGAAAAUGGUAUUUACUGAAGCAGUGAUUGCAGUCUAAAUAGCACGUUUCUAGAUUGUACUUACACCUUUUGAACAGAUUCUUGGCUGAACUAAUAUAUUUUAUAGCCUUCCGUUGUAGGUUUGUAUUAUAUAAAUUAAACUAUGUGUUAGUAUAAUUAAAAGCUUGAUCCUGCACUCUGUCUGAUUCUGUUGGCAACAGCAGAGGUGAAAGCAGCAGGAUCUUGCUUGGCAGUUAUUGCACGCAUUAAUGUAAAUCAGGAAACAUUUUAAGAAUUGCUCUAUCUUUUAAAAGCGUGUAGCAUGAAGUAAGAUAGCAUGAAGUAAGACAGCCCUUUCCUCUGUUCUUUUUGUCCUUAUUUUCAUCUGUGAUGAUGUCUAAAUGUCGAGGUUUAGAUGUAAACAACAAAUAUAUUUAUAGGUUUUUUUGAGACCUGGAAUAGAAGGCUCCCAAAAUAACAACAAAGUCUAUGGGAGAACUUACUUCCCAGAUAUCCUCUAAAACAAGCACCCUUUUAUAAUUAUGCAUUUGUGUCUUAAAUCAGGUAAUUUUUUUAUAUAUACAUUUUAUUAAAUGGUUGAAAGAUGGAAUGGCAGUAUUGUUUACUCUGGAAUUAGAGAAAACUAGUAUGUGUAAUGUUGGGGCAUUUGACAAAAUAGACCAUCUUUUUCUUUAUCCUUCCAGUGUUUGUUAAAACUGUGCUUAUCAAUGUUUUUUAAGUUUUUAAAAGUGUUGUAACCUGAAAAUACAAUGAAGUAACAUCCUGAAACUUUUUUUUGAGUGUACUGUAAUUAUUGCCUGUGAAUAAAUAGGAAAAUACCAGGGAUUAUAGAAAUCUUCAGGUCUAGAAAACAACCAGAUUUUUAAAUUUGCUUUAUUACUUAAGCAAGCAAACCCAACAGAGCCAUGUUAUUGAUAAGAACCUUGCUUUUUCUGUGUAGGGACCUUCAGGGUAUUCAGCUAAGGUUUCUGACUUGGUAUCCUUGCCUUCCUUUGAGUCUCGCAACAAAGUAUUUUUCUUCUCUAAGUGUGUCACAGCUAGGCUGUACUGGGUGGCCCCUCUCUACUUCUGUAGAAGACUUCAUGCCAAUCAGUGUGUAUUUUGUAUUGGCUUAUUCCCCUUCAGUUCUUGGCAUAUCACUUCUAAUUCUCUUGAUGUAGGCUUACCUCAUUUUGAAAUACAGUAUAUUUCAGUAUUUGCCCUUAUCUAUGGGCACUUGUUCUAAAUUCAGUUUUUCAGCGUAUUGUACUGUCAUAAAUUCUCUUUUCUGUAAUCCCUUAUGAUUGCAUUGUUAUGGUAUUCGGGUUCUCUUGCAGUGGUUGCCCCUAUCUGUCCAUCACUGUCUGUAGCAAUGGAAAUCCGCUUAAAAUACAGGUGACUUUCAACUGGUUGUCCAACUUAUGUGGUCCUCUGAUCCAUAACCAGUCAUACAUGUGACCUAGCUGUAUGUCAACAAAACAUUUGCUAGCCUUGCCAGACAGUUUUGGAGUAAAAUUGAAACCUGGAAUAAAUUAACAUGGCAUUGAAUGCAAAAGCAAUUUACUGGCCUUCAUCAGUCAUGGGCCUUUUCUUAAAGUGAUUAAAUUUUUUGUUACCUUUUGGUAUGUGCCAAAUGUGCCAAUUUGAUUGUUAAUUUUUGCUUCUUCUGUAACUCUCUAAACUGCCUUUGCUCUUCUAUGUAAAGAAAAAUAACUGAUGCUGGUUUUAGGAGUAUUGCCUUUGUUUUACCAAGUUUUCAGCUGACUUCCUUUUCCUUGUGUCCUUCAUGACACUUAUUUUGACUUGUAGUGCAACUGUGGUAUUUUCCUCUUAAUGUUUUUCUUAUUCUUUGUCUCUUCAAUAAAAGCAGUAUGGUUUUG
Molecule: messenger RNA, 4941 nt
Organism: Aquila chrysaetos chrysaetos
Lineage: Eukaryota; Metazoa; Chordata; Aves; Accipitriformes; Accipitridae
Gene: SLC30A10
Product: solute carrier family 30 member 10
Exons: 4
Coding region: 82-1398 (438 amino acids)
Biological process (GO): detoxification of zinc ion; manganese ion transport; zinc ion transmembrane transport
Cellular component (GO): membrane
Molecular function (GO): zinc ion transmembrane transporter activity
Source: RefSeq, a predicted model, not a curated record